Molecule: messenger RNA, 522 nt
Organism: Fonsecaea erecta
Lineage: Eukaryota; Fungi; Ascomycota; Eurotiomycetes; Chaetothyriales; Herpotrichiellaceae
Exons: 1
Coding region: 1-522 (173 amino acids)
Source: RefSeq, a predicted model, not a curated record
AUGACUGUUACCGCUGGCGGCAGGAGCUUCCGAAAGAAAGUCAUGCUCUCGUGGGCGGCGAAGACAGCUGGAAGGCAUCCGUACGCGUUAUGCGAGAUCGCGGCAUAUCUCAACGCCCAGUCAUGCGGCCAGUGCGUCGACAACUGCAUCAGCACCUACCCGACCGUCAACCACUGCAACGGCACCGAGACGGGCGGUAUGGGAUUUGCGGCAGUGGAAGCCUCAGUCAGGAGCCUCAGCGGGCGCGCGCCCAUCAAACCGAGCCCUGUCGCCGACUUUCAUUUCCACAAGAAGCCGCCUCACCAAAUGGAGCUCCACGCCAACAGCAUCGCAAUGGUACAAUUGCCUCAGACUCAGGGUCGCCUCUCCGUGUGCACAAAAACGAUUCCGUUCCGCCCAAGGCAAGCAACUUGUCAUCACUUGUCCUCGGAUCCAUGGCAAGAAGUCCGCCUCCGACGGCUGCCCCCUGUGCAUGCUGCUCUGGGCCGCCGCACCGCCCAAGGUCCAUGCUUUUUGGGAUGA